This is a messenger RNA of Fomitopsis serialis, 753 nucleotides long. RefSeq lists its product as uncharacterized. Bases 1 to 753 code for a protein of 250 amino acids. NCBI's taxonomy places the organism in Eukaryota, Fungi, Basidiomycota, Agaricomycetes, Polyporales, Fomitopsidaceae. The transcript is spliced from 2 exons. The record is from RefSeq and is a predicted model, not a curated record.
AUGCCACGCAGUCUCGAUCCGCAUCGGACACCGGACACUACGCUACGCGCCAUUGUGCACCCCGCACGAAACAAGCGCCCAAAGUUCCCCUGGUCCUCACUUGCUCGCAGCUCGCCGAUUGUUCCACCAGCGCGCACGAAACGCUCCACUCACAUGGAUGCUCACCCGGCGUCGCGCUCGUCUCCGGACGAGACACCCAGCGCAACUGCAACGUCACUCCGACCUCAUGCCCUCAUCCGUCCGCAACAACCGACACAGCCGUCCUCCGCGCCUUCGCGACCCACGACGCACACGCUCUUCACGUCAACGACGCCCAAGAAGUUCUGUAACAGACCUUCGUCAGUGAUCUCCGAAGACGCAGCCAAGGCCAAGGCAACUUACCUGCCAGCUCCGGCCGUCACGCACGACGACAACGACGACAACGACGACCCGUCACCCUGCACGACAAGCUGCGCACAGGCUCGCUGCCAAGAGAUCCUCCCACGCGGUGGUUCGUCUGCAACCCUAGCCGUGAAUGUUCCUCCCGAGCAGCCGCGAACGUUCCUGGGCGGGCAGAGAACGCAUGCCCCCCCUCGGAUGUCGGGUGCUGCCAUCGAGUCACUCUGCGCACUGACCACUGCGAACGACGCGGACGAGCCUUUCCGUCGAGCCUGCCUCGGUUACGGCGCGUCUCGGGCUACGCCGGGAGGACGCGGUUGGGACGCGCUGGGGAUCUCGUACGAGACGGUGCGGACGUCCUCCAUUACCGUCUGA